GAGAAUUGAAUUAGUUGCGCGCUGGCAUUCAAACGGUUCGGUUCGGUUGAGCCGUUGCUCCUGCAAUCCGAGCAUAGAGGAAACACGCGUUCGGACCCGAAAUACCGGCGACGGGAGCGUGGUGGUACGUGUUUGUGUGUGUGUGUGUGUGUGUGAGUCGUGCGUUUGUACAGUGUUUAGGCUCGCGGUUAAUCGCGGUUCGGUAAAUGCGAUCGCGCCACAACACUUCUAUUGAACUUUCGUGCACCGCGUAACCGGGUAUGCGAACCUUUUUUUGUUUUUGUUUGUUUGCAUAGUUCUAGCAUUAAACCAAUCGAAAGUGCGGUUCGAAGGGAAAGUGAAUCAAUCCUCGAGGCCGAAAAUAGCACGUGCAAACACAUAUAAUUGAGCCAACCGAAGAAAAACACAGCCAAUCUCAAACUUAAACAGCAAACAGUACUUGGCACCUUGUUAGAGAGUGCGUUGGAAGUGUGCGUGCGUGCGUGUGUUUGGUUAAUCACCGACACCGUGUUGCUUUAGUGACAUGUUGAAUAAUUCGCUAUGCGUACGGUGAGAAGUCGAAGUGGAAAGAGCAUGAAGAUAAACUCCCAGGCUGCCUGGUGGCUAAAUGGUUGUGCAGAAUAAAAUGUGUGCAUUGUAGCAAGGGCCGGUCUGUUUAUGUUCAAUUUCUAGCGUGCCAUCUAGAUAACAAAUCACCGAGUGCGCGCCGUCUGUUAGUGUAACACAGCACAUUAAAUAAAAGCAACAAAAAAAAAACCCACACACACACACAAUUACCAACACUAAAGAUAAUGGGCAGAAGACUGUGAGAGUCUCAACGCAGCCGGUUAAACAAACGAUCCGAUUUCUAACCAAUCCACGGCCGGCCGCGUAAAGUGACUGGAGUUAAGUUUCAUCAACCGAACGACCGACCGACCGACUGAACGAACGUCCGUACGAGCGCCACAUCAACAGGAGCCGCAUACCGGGACGCGACUCCACCAUGAACAACAAUAGCAACAAAAUGCAAAUUCGAGAGUCGCUAGCAAUGGACGUGGACGGUACGACGGUGGAGAGUAGCCGGGGCUACCUAAUUACCCGCAUGACCCUGCUGGCGACGGUGGCCAUCUUCGGCUGCCUGCUGCUCGGCUCCGGUCUGCUUAUCUAUCACUUUGCGUCGUGCGAUGAGCAUCAUGCUUCCACCCUGCACCAUACGACGCUGUGCGAGCAUCAACAUUCAACAUCGCACCAUCACCAGCAGCACGCACCGGCACCGAGUUCGGAUGGCAGUGCGUCCUCGACUACGCAAAAAACACUUAUCGAGGCGUCGACGAGCCGAGAGAAUCCGGGAGAAACCAUACCCGCCGGUGACAAUGUACCCGGUGACACUGGUGCAACAGGUGCCGAUGGGAUGGACCAGGGCGGACAGCGGGCGGAGGAUGGUACGGUUGCAUCAUCGGUCCGGGAGGACUUACGGCUCCCCCGAUCGAUCGAACCUGUUGCUUAUGACAUUCGGCUGAUACCGUGGCUGGUGGAGGAUAAUUUCACCUUCCUCGGUACGGUGGAGGUUCUCGUCAACGUGCUGGAAGAUUGUAGCAACGUGACGCUUCAUGUGGCUGCACUAAACAUUCACAGUGCCAGUGUAGAACGCUCUACUGGGAGGGGAGAGAAGCAGCACAGUGAAGAAGCGACUGCAGAUGAAAGCAGCGAAGGAGCGCCGUUGGUGAGGGAAAUGGUGGAAAUCGAUCAUAACCUUACGGUUGCUAGCAAGCAGUUCUACGUGCUUAUGCUGAAGACGCCAUUGCGGCGGGGCGAACAGUACGUCGUGCGGUUACGGUACGAUGGUGUCCUGAACGAUUAUCUGCAAGGUUUCUAUCGCAGCUCGUAUACAGCUAACAAUGAAACUAGAUGGAUUGCCACGACACAGUUCCAGCCAACGGAUGCACGCCGUGCGUUUCCAUGUUUUGACGAGCCGGCUUUAAAGGCACGGUUCAACAUCAGUAUCGCACGCACCCGGGACAUGAUUUCGCUCUCCAACAUGCCCCGGUUACGUUCGUACGAGGCCAGUGAGCCCGAACUGCAGGGAUACGUGUGGGAUGUGUACCAGCAGUCCGUACCGAUGUCAACCUAUCUGGUGGCGUUCGUGGUGUGUGACUAUCUCAACCUGACGUCCGGCAACUUCGCCGUCUGGGCACGGGCGGACGCUAUCGGAUCGGCACGCUACGCACUGAGCGUCGGUCCGAAGUUGCUCAAGUUCCUGGAGGACUUCUUUCACAUCAAGUACCCGCUGCCGAAGGUGGAUAUGAUCGCACUGCCCGACUUUAGUGCCGGUGCUAUGGAAAACUGGGGAUUGAUUACGUAUCGCGAGACGGCAAUGCUGUACGAGGAGAACGUAUCGGCGAUAAGCAAUAAGCAGCAUGUCAUUACGGUCGUUGCACACGAGCUGGCCCAUCAGUGGUUUGGCAAUUUGGUUACACCAUCCUGGUGGACGGACCUGUGGCUAAACGAGGGCUUUGCCAGCUACAUGGAGUACCUUGGGGUGGACGCCGUAGAGCCGGCCUGGAAGUCGAUGGAGCAGUUCGUGGUGAACGAGCUACACAACGUGUUUUCGCUCGAUGCGCUCUCGUCCUCGCAUCAGAUCUCGGUGGAGGUGCACAACCCGGAAGAGAUACACGAGAUAUUCGACAAAAUAUCGUACGGCAAAGGUGCGACCAUUAUCCGGAUGAUGGACCAUUUCCUUACGACGGAGGUAUUCAAACGGGGCCUGACCAACUAUCUCAACGACAAGAAGUAUCAAAGCGCUAGCCAGGACGAUCUGUGGGAUUAUCUUACGAACGAGGCACGGCGUGGUGGCAUAUUCGACGAGCACACGUCAGUGAAGGAGAUCAUGGACACUUGGACACUGCAGACCGGAUUCCCGGUGGUGUUUGUACAGCGCGACUACGAGUCCGAUAGUAUAGAGUUUCGCCAGGAGCGGUUCUCGUUUGCGAACGCACUGAACGGUACGGAUGCUGCUGCCCGGCAGAGCGAACGGUUUCUUUGGUGGAUUCCGAUCACCUAUACCACGCUGGGUGACAGUAACUUUCAGCAGACGAAACCAUCGAUCUGGAUGAAGGCGGAGGAGGCGCUAGUGAUCAAUAAUCAUGACAUACCGAGUCACGACUGGAUGAUCGUGAAUGUGCAACAAACGGGUUACUACCGGGUGAACUACGACGAACGUAACUGGCAGAUGAUCGUGAGGCAUCUGCAGGAUCGGAACAAGUACAAAACGAUCGCAGCCUCGAACCGUGCACAGUUGAUAGACGAUGCGCUGAAUUUGGCGCGCGCAGGCUAUCUGGAUUAUGGCGUUGCGCUGAACGUUACGAGGUAUCUGGUGCAUGAGACGGAUUACGUGCCAUGGAAGGCGGCUAUUGCUGCACUGAACUAUAUUGACUCGAUGUUCAUACGCACCCGCAAUUAUGGGUUGUUCAAGAAAUAUUCUAUGGAUCUGCUGGAAAACAUCUACCGCGAGGUUGGUUUUGAAGAUCAUCGCGAUAGCCCGCUGCUGACGGUGUACAAGCGAAUCAGUGUGCUGAAGGCGGUAUGUCAUCUCGGAAACAAGGAUUGCGUGAAUCACUGCCUGCGCAAGUACUACGAAUGGAUGCAUCAGCCCAAUCCCGAUAUAAACAAUCCCAUUUCGCCCAACCUGAAGAGCACCGUGUACUGUACCGCCAUCAAGUAUGGAGACGAAACGGAGUGGGACUUUGCGUGGGAACGAUUCCAGAAGGCAACGGUCGCCAGCGAGAAGGAAAUUCUGCUCUCCGCGAUGGGUUGCUCCCGGGUGCCUUGGAUUUUGGCCCGCUACCUUGAGAAUGCUAUGUCGGAUGAGUACGGUAUCCGCAAGCAGGACGCGUUUAGGGUGUUUAUAUCUGUGGCAGAUAACGUUAUUGGGCAACCCAUUGCGUUCGAUUACAUGCGCAAUAAUUGGGCGAAAAUGAAGAGCUACUUCGGUGCUUCGAUGUCGAACUUGAACAUUAUUCUUAAAUACUGCACCAAGCGGUUUAACACCGAGUCGGAGCUGUUGGAACUUAAGGAAUUUGCUGAAAUCCAUUUGAAAGAUAGCGGCCGCACGAUACAGCAGGCGAUUGAGUGGACAGAGUCAAACAUCGCAUGGCUAAACCGCAACGCACAGCCGAUUGUUAAUUGGUUGAAUGAACUUGAUCUGCAUCACAUUUUGUUUCUGGGUCGCGACAGUGAUCUUUGCACUGCCAUCAAACGUGAACUGAGCCUUGUUACCUUCCUGCUCCAGCUUGAUCUGCAUCACAUUUUGUUUCUGGGUCGCGACAGUGAUCUUUGCACUGCCAUCAAACGUGAACUGAGCCUUGUUACCUUCCUGCUCCAGGAAACUGUCGUGUCAAGGUGCUGUUGUACCAUGGAGCGUUUACAAAUAGUUAGUGUAUUACUUUUUGUUCCACUUGCGCUGUACUACCGUGUGGACGGGACCAGCUUAAGUUUGUUGCAAAAUGAAAAAGCAACUUCCGACAGCUAUCGAUUGCUGGCUGUAUCCGAGCCGUUGUAUUACGAUCUGUACCUUGAUAUGACGGAUGCCAACUUCUCUAACUAUGCAGGAUCGGUGGACAUCACUAUCAAAUAUACCGGAAACGGCUCAAUCUUUUCGUUGAAUAGUGUGGAUUUAGCGAUAAACGAAGAGACCCUUCGUGUCGAACAGAUGAAUGGAACCAAAGUGCCUCUGGAAUCGUUUACAGUUUCACGCCAGUUCGAACAGCUCUACUUCAAUUGUACUGAAAAGUUAGAACCUGGCGCAUCCUAUAAGGUCCAUCUAGAAUUUAAUGGCACGAUCAAGACAGAUAUUUUUAAAGGAGUUUACCGUAGCAGUUACCGGGUAGAUGGUGAGAUCAAAUAUCUGGCAACCACAUUCUUUGCCGCUACCUACGCCCGAACAGUCUUUCCGUGCUAUGAUGAACCCGGGCACAAAGCAAGAUUUAACGUCAAAAUUCGGCAUCGAUCGCAUCAAACGGCCCUAUCGAACAUGCCAGUAAUCAGAAACACAAUGAUCGAUGGUUAUAGCGAAACGACUUUCGAUACUACUCCCCUCAUGUCAACCUACUUGGUGGCCUUUGUCGUAUCGGAGAUGAAAACGCUAUCUUCAGCUGGUGAGCUGUUCCGGGUGUAUGCACCGGAAAACAAGGUCAACUACACGGUUUACGCACAUGACUUUGCGGUACGAGCAGUACGUGCACUGGAGAACCAUUUCGGUCGCCAGAACCAGAUGCGGAAAAUCGAUCUGGUCGGUAUACCUGACUUUGCGAUGGGAGCAAUGGAGAACUGGGGAAUGAUAACUUUCCGCGAGGACUAUUUGAUCUACCAAGAUGAGGAAGAAACCACAGCCUUAGCAAAGCAAAAGAUUGCAUCGGUUAUAACGCAUGAGCUGGUGCACAUGUGGUUCGGUAAUGAGGUGACUCCCGAAUGGUGGACCUAUGUCUGGCUGAAUGAAGGAUUCGCCAACUUUUUCGAAUACUACAUAACAUCGCAGCUUGAGCCAGCGUGGAGAUUGUGGGAUCAAUUUACCUUGGAUAAUGUACAUUGGGCGCUAUCCAAAGACUCGCAUAGCUCUGUCCGACCGAUAAAUUACUAUGCUACAGAUCCUGCAGUUUUGAAUGGAUUGUACGACUAUGUGGUGUAUGAAAAGAGUGCUUCCGUUAUACGGAUGAUACAGAACGUGAUUGGGUUCGAUACGUUUCAGCAGGCUAUCAAUGAUUACUUACGAUCACGCAGUUAUCUCACAACGAGGCCGCAGUAUCUGUAUACCAGCAUAGAAAAGUUCCAUACAGUCGAUCUUCCGGCCAGUGUUGAGGUCAUCUUCGAAAGUUGGGCCAAUACGCCAGGCUAUCCCGUUGUAAUGGUGUCUAUCGAUCGAACCACACGAACACUCACUGCAUCUCAGAAGCGCUUUUGGAUGCCGAACGAGAUCGAUACGCCACCCCAAAACAUGUUGUUUUAUAUUCCCAUGAACUACGGCUCCAAUGUACCCACGUCGACCGACUUCGAAGAUACAUCGCCUACAUUCUGGCUGACACCGCAGGAUCCUACGGCAACCGUCACCCUUGAGGCGGGAGUCGAGUGGGUCGUAGUCAACAAACAGCAGACGGGGUACUAUCGUGUGAACUACGACGAUGAAAGCUGGCAUAAACUGAUUGAGGUACUAAAUAGUGAUCAGUUUGAGGAUCAGCUGCCCAUAAUCAAUCGAGCACAGCUAGUAGACGAUGUGGCCAACCUUGCUCGGGCAGGUGAAGUGGGAUACGAUGUAGCACUGUCCCUGAUGCAGUAUCUGGAGCGUGAAACGGAAUACAUCCCAUGGGCCACGGCGUACAAUGCGUUGCUACAUCUAGAUCGGAUGUUCUCUAACCACAAAGAGUACAAUCGAUUCGAGAACUAUGUAGGAAGUUUAGCCUCGCAUGUGUUUAGCGAAAUGAAUCUAUUUGAUACUGAUAGCCAUCUGAACCGUUUACAUCGUGACAAGUCCGUUUACUUGGCGUGUUAUUUCGGUGUUGAGGCGUGCUUGGAUGCUGCAACUAAAAUAAUAAAAGAAGCACUUGCCGAUGAAACGUUAAAAAUUCCCAAAGAAGUGCAAAACGCCUUCUUUUGUGCUUUGCACAAAUAUGAUCUGCUCGUUGAAGGUGACUAUGGCGUAGAGAUUUUCCAAAAAUACUGGCUAGCGACAGAUCAAUACCAGCCGUUGAUGGAUAAGUUUAUUAAUGCGUUGGGAUGUUCCCGCAAUCUAGCCAUGAACGAGUUCUAUCUACAAAUGAUUGAAAUAAAUGAAACCGCACUUCCGAUCACGGUGAGCAUGAAAAAUAACAUCCUGAACAGCAUGAUUAAAGGAGGUCCGGCAACACGGAGUGCAGCGUUCCGCUUUGUGAGUGCACGAUUCGAUAAGGUUUCAAACAUGCUCAAUCAUGAGCUUUCGGCGAUGUUUAACGCUCUAGGUGACAGUGUUAACUCUCCAAGGGAGUACGAUAUGCUGAAAGAGCUCAUACAUACUCACCAAACAUCCUUGAAUCCUUCAUCGAUGCAGGCAGCAACUCGUGCUCUUGCACAGGCAGAAGAAAAUCUGCACUGGAUCGCGAAACAUUCUGGCGUUAUUGCAAAAUGGCUUGUUGAGCAAAACUUUGAAGGUGACGACGACGAUGACAGCGGUGCAGAGGCUAUUACUUCUGAAGCAGGUUUGUUCGUGCUGUUAGGGAUUAUAUCAAUUUCACUGCAGAUGACACUAUUUCGGUUGCGCGUGACGCAGUCCCCAAUUAGGUACAGUCCUAUAAAGAUGUCCCGUACUGCGCUAACCUUGGCCGCCUUUUGGCUGCCAUUAAUUCUUGCAUCUGCUCCGGUGGAAAUAGUGGAAAAAGUACCAACCAGUCGUGAUACGCAUGAUGACAGUCGCUACCUGUUACCGAAAGUGUCAGAACCGAUCAAUUACAACCUUUUCCUGGACAUUACAAACUACGAUUUCUACUCGUACAACGGAACGGUAGAGAUAACAUUUCGCUAUACAGGCGAUCAGAACCAUUUUUAUCUGAACAAUGAUGGGCUGGUGAUCGCGACCGAAAGCAUUAAGGUGACCGGGCCGGACGGUACCGAUGUACCAGUUGCAAAUGUAAUAUACAUGGAGGAGUUUGAGCAAAUAUAUUUUGGCUUCAGAGAUCGGCUGCAGACGGGGGAGCAGUACAAGAUUGCAAUAAGCUUCCAGAACAAUAUUGGCACUGAACUGAAAGGAUUGUACAGAAGUAGCUACCUGGCUGGGAACACAACAAGAUAUCUUGCUACAACCCAUUUCGAGUCAACGUAUGCUAGGAGCGUAUUUCCAUGCUACGAUGAACCAUCGUACAAGGCCACGUUCAACGUAAAGAUUCGUCAUCGGUCCGAGUAUAGAGCCCUGUCUAAUAUGCCAGCAAUAAAUAGCGUAACGGUAGGAGACUAUACGGAAACAACGUUCGACACUACACCUCUAAUGUCCACCUAUUUGUUGGCUUUUGUCAUCUCCGACUUUAAAACGUUAUCUCACGAAUCCGACCGAUUUAGAGUGUUUGCUGCAGAAAGCAAGGUAGCUCACACUGGGUAUGCGCUGGAGUUUCUUGGCAACUCGUUACGCACACUCGAAAACUUUUUUGGACGCCAGUAUCAGCUGCCGAAAGUAGAUCUCAUCGCUAUACCCGAUUUUGCGAUGGGUGCCAUGGAAAACUGGGGCCUGAUAACGUUUCGGGAGCAGUACUUAAUCUAUGAGGAAGGUGUAACGACAGCUCGUACGAAGCAAAACAUUGCUGAUCUCAUUACGCACGAGCUAACGCACAUGUGGUUCGGUAACGAGGUUACUCCCGAGUGGUGGACGUACUUAUGGUUGAGCGAAGGCUUUGCUAGAUACUUUGAAUACUACAUAACAUCACAGCUCGAGCCUACUUGGAACCUCUGGCAGCAGUUCAUCGUGAACAAUGUACACUCGGCGCUGUCACAAGACUGUAACAGCAACAAUCGAAUGAUGAGUUACUAUGCAACGGAUCCAGCGGUACUAAAUGACCUGUUUGAUUACGUCGUGUACGCAAAGAGUGCUUCCGUUAUACGGAUGAUACAGAACGUGAUUGGCUUCGAUACUUUCAGGCAGUCUCUUAACGAUUACUUACGAUCACGUAGUUAUCUCACAACGAGGCCGCAGUAUCUGUAUACCAGCAUUGAAAAGUUCCUUAUAGUCAAUCUUCCGGCCAGUGUUGAGAUCAUCGUCGAAAGCUGGGCCAAUACGCCAGGCUAUCCCGUUGUAACGGUGUCUAUCGAUCGAACCACACGAACACUCACUGCAUCUCAGAAGCGCUUUUGGAUGCCGAACGAGAUCGAUACGCCACCCCAAAACAUGUUGUUUUAUAUUCCCGUGAACUACGGCUCCAAUGUACCCACGUCGACCGACUUCGAAGAUACAACGCCUACAUUCUGGCUGACACCGCAGGAUCCUACGGCAACCGUUACCCUUGAAGCGGGAGUCGAGUGGGUCGUAGUCAACAAACAGCAGACGGGGUACUAUCGUGUGAACUACGACGAUGAAAGCUGGCAUAAACUGAUUGAGGUACUAAAUAGUGAUCAGUUUGAGGAUCAGCUGCCCGUAAUCAAUCGAGCACAGCUAGUAGACGAUGUGGCCAACCUUGCUCGGGCAGGUGAAGUGGGAUACGAUGUAGCACUGUCCCUGAUGCAGUAUCUGGAGCGUGAAACGGAAUACAUCCCAUGGGCCACGGCGUACAAUGCGUUGCUACAUCUAGAUCGGAUGUUCUCUAGCCACAAAGAGUACAGUCGGUUUGAAACUUUCCUACGUACCAUCACAGGUUGCAUGUAUGAAAACAUUCUACUAACUGGUCCGAUGGAUCAAAUCAGCCGACUACAUCGCGGGAAUACAGUGUACUUAGCAUGCUACUCUGGGGUGAAGAAAUGUUUGGAUGACGCGCACGUACUAGCCAAUAAAGCUGUCCAGGAUUCAUCGUUCACCAUACCUGAAGAAGUACAAACGACAGUGUUCUGUGCUUUGCACAAGUAUCCAAGCGCAACUUUCAACGCCCAGACCGAUUUAUUUGAAAAAUAUGUGAGAACAGCCAAUAGUCCUGAGGAUUUGGAUAUGAUUAACCGGUUCCUGGCAAGCGUGGGAUGCGCUCGUAACGAAACUAUCAUGGAAUAUUACCUCACGCUUUCGGCAUAUAAUUAUCCGGGGCUUCCCGUGACGGCCGGACAAAGGAGCCAAAUCUAUCUCGGGCUAAUCAACGGUAGCCCUGGAACGCGCCAGGCCGCAUUGCAGUACUUAUACGAGCAUUUUUCGACCGUCACAUACUUGCUGACCUCCGUGACCCCGAUCUUCACUGAGUUGGGCAAUCGUAUCAAUACGCGAUUACAGCACGAAGUGCUUAAAAACAUUGUGGACGAGUACGGACACAUGUUGACAACGGCAGCGAGAGCCGCCGCAGAUGCAGCCCUUGUGAAAGCUGAACAAAACAUUCGCUGGAUAGAGAAACACGCUGAAAGCAUCACUUCCUGGUUGGUGGAGCAGGACUAUGAGGGAACUACUGUGCAGCCACCCGAUGGUGGAGCUGUUGCUUAUUCCGUAGGUAUAGCUGUUGCAUUCGGAUGUGCAAUUUUGCAGAUUUCGUCAAAUGUGUUGAUUCGUUAAAUAUGUUAUUCAGCGUGUAAAUAAAAUAUUCUGUAACAGCACCA
Anopheles merus is the source of this 10215-nucleotide messenger RNA. RefSeq lists its product as uncharacterized. Gene Ontology annotation, cellular component: cytoplasm. The record is from RefSeq and is a predicted model, not a curated record. Lineage: Eukaryota; Metazoa; Arthropoda; Insecta; Diptera; Culicidae. The transcript has 25 exons. The coding region runs from base 983 to 10171 and encodes 3062 amino acids. Gene Ontology annotation, biological process: peptide catabolic process; proteolysis. Gene Ontology annotation, molecular function: zinc ion binding; metalloaminopeptidase activity; peptide binding.